Arctia plantaginis is the source of this 1407-nucleotide messenger RNA. The record is from the annotation of a GenBank genome assembly. NCBI's taxonomy places the organism in Eukaryota, Metazoa, Arthropoda, Insecta, Lepidoptera, Erebidae.
AUGAAGACGUUUAUACCAUUCAUAUGUAUCCUAUCUCUAACUGCCGCCGAACCUCCUGUUGGUGAUGGAUAUCCUUCAGCACGCUCAAGUCAUGACCAUAAACACCACCAUGAUCACAGCCAUGACCAAAGCUAUGAUUUCCAGAGAUCUCUCUCCCAAGAAUAUCUGCCUCCCACUACUCGAUCCUUCGGAACAUCUCGUAAUACACUUUCUAAUGAAUAUGGAACACCAAACGCAAGAACUGCAACCUCAAGAUCUGGGGUCUCCCAAAGCUAUGGACCCCCAAACCUUUACAGUGGUGUUUCUCAGGAAUACGGUGUACCUAACUCAAGAUCCUCAGCCCACUAUUCAUCAGCGUCAAGAGGUCUUUCGACUGAAUAUGGAGCUCCGAACGCCCGUUCUAGUUUCUCACAGUCCUAUGGUGCCCCAACUUCCAGGAACAGCUUGUCUCAGGAAUACGGUGUUCCAUCUGAUAUUGCCAGAAUACCUUUGGAAGAAUAUGGAGUCCCUGAACUACGUACUCCAUCUGAAGAAUAUGGCGUACCUUCACAAAGGAGUUUUGGACAAACACCUUCCCAGAAAUACGGACCUCCAACUUCUCGCAUCUCUCCAUUCUUUGGGAAUUCACUUUCCCAAGAAUACGGAGUCCCCUCAGCUCGAUCUGGAGAUUAUCGCCAAAGUCACGCUACACCCAAAAGUAUUUCCAAGUCUUUCUCCUCAAGCAACUCGCGGUCUUUUAAGGGAUCUUCCCAAUUUGGAGCCCGUUCUCUUUCAACCAGCUAUGGGGCUCCCACUGCACGGAACUUUGACUCUUAUUCCCAAGAACCUAAACCCCUUUCUCAGACUUAUGGAACUCCAAUACAGCAAGACGUAUCGGAUACCUAUGAAGUGCCAAGUGCUAGAGGUGUCUCUCAAAAGUAUAGCGUACCUGCUGGUCGUGCUGCCGAGAAGAAGACCAGCGCCAUUGCAUCAUCUUAUCCGUCUGCUGCUGCCAGGUCUUCUCCGUCAGACACUUACGGUCCUCCUGCAGCAAGAGGCUCCAUGCCCUCAGAGCAGUACGGUGUCCCGGACCAGUACAGCAAUCUCUCCAACCAGGGUUACUCUUAUGCCAGAGAUGCACUUAAUGAGAUACUAAACCAGGAACCUGCUAACUAUGACUUCGCUUACAAAGUAAACGACCUAGAGUCAGGCAGUGACUUUGGGCAUACAGAGACACGCCAAGAAAACAGGGCUGAGGGAUCAUACUUCGUCGUAUUGCCUGAUGGCACUAAACAAAUCGUGGAGUACGAGGCUGAUGAGCGAGGCUUUAAGCCUAGAAUAUCCGUAGAACCUGCAGACCUGGGCCGCUCAGCUGGAUAUGACGAGAACGCUGCAGACUUGUCCAAAUCUGCUGAUGGACCGUACUAA